Messenger RNA from Cadophora gregata, 3099 nucleotides. RefSeq lists its product as uncharacterized. NCBI's taxonomy places the organism in Eukaryota, Fungi, Ascomycota, Leotiomycetes, Helotiales, Ploettnerulaceae. The record is from RefSeq and is a predicted model, not a curated record. The coding region runs from base 14 to 1189 and encodes 391 amino acids. Gene Ontology annotation, biological process: autophagosome assembly. Gene Ontology annotation, cellular component: phagophore assembly site. The transcript has 6 exons.
UAUACAAACCAUCAUGAGUUCAGAUCCAUCGUACACGGUCUUUAUUAGACUUCCAUUUGCUCGUGGAGACUUUGUGGACCCGUUAUCAGUUGAAUGGGAUGCCACAAAGGACAAAGCCUUGUGGAAGAUCCUCUCUAAGGCGUCGAAGAACAGUGAUAUUGACUGGAAUGAGCUAGCAACGAAAUUCGAAGUUACCCUUGCUUUCCUCCUCCAACAAGCGGCAUGGCUCUACGAGAGACAACUCCUGCAAGUACGGGCACAGAUGAGGAAAGUUGGAGUAUCAAAAGGCUCUACUGCACCCUCGCCAGUCCCAUGGAAUAACACUGAAUCUGGGGGAGAAGGCAUGAAGAGAACAAGUUCAGGUGGUGGAGGUCCACGAGUUACAUCUGCUCUAUCUUCCAGAAAGGACUCCCCUCUACCCAAGAACGAAUCAUCUGCUUCCGGAAGACCUCUGGCACCACCCUUCUCUCGCACUUCAUCAGCAAAUACAACCACCACAUCUCGAAAUCUACCUACUCAAACCAGUCCUCGACCACAACAUGCCACGCUUCGAAGAUCCCUCUCACCAGCUCCGAAAACCCGCCCUCCUCCCGUCUCAGCAUCGCCUCCGCUUUCCCCAUCCUCCUCUUUAAGUUCCGACUCCAUACCUACUCACCAAUCCCGACUUCUUCGGAAUCGUCCCUCUCGCUACGCCAAGAAGACUGGUCAACAAGCUACGGCUCCAGAUACUAUAGAGUCGGAUGACGAGCCAGCAUUCAUGCCAAUCCUACAUCAAGAUCCCAGCGCUACACUUCGAGGGGAUCCUCGAAACAUUACGAGGAAGACGGGACAUGCACAUGCUACGAGCAAGAGACAGGUUGAUUUGGGAGGACAGUCACAAACGUCGGAUUCCUCGGCUAGCUCAGCACCUGCUUCGGCUGCUCCUAGAAGAGAUAUGCAUGUGAGGGGAGAGAGGCCAGUUGGUCCGCUAAGUCCUCGAAGGACGGCAGAGUUGGCGGAGACUGGGAAAGGAAGUGGAAAGGGUAGUGAUGGGACGCCGAGUAUGGGGAGUAGUUUUAGUGAUUUAGAUGAUGCUUCCGUGACCCAGUCUGCUUUAGAAGAAGCGCUGGCCAGUAAUAUGCAGUCUGGAGGGGGAAUGGCUAGCAGGAUGAGCUCUAUCAGCCAAGCUCUGAGGAGCAAGUACCUGUAAAUGCGCUGGCAGAUGUUGUAAUUUGGACAGAAGGCAUUCUGCAUCGUGGAUAUGUAUAAUCAAGAUUAAAUCGUCGAUAUGUUUCAUAAUUACGAGAGAUCAGCCCAUGCUUCAUCUCCCAACGCCAUAGGUAUUCCAUUCCAUAUCUCCUUCCAUAUCCCAACCUAGAAAUAUCCAAACAUCGCACUACCAACCAAAACCAAGGGUAUCCAGACCAACGCACCCAUUCCCUCGCUCCUCCAUCCCAUCGUAGCAUCUCCCGUAUUAUUAUAAAGCAGCGUCGGCGUCCCCGUAACAUUAACCUGCUCAUCCACCCCACAAACCACCUCACACCCCGGCGCACCCUUCCUCUUCUCCAGCACUCCCACAGCGCCCUUCGAAUCUCUCUUUCUAUUCUCCAACCCUCCAUAUGGCCCACUCGUAUUAUAGACCAACUCAAUCCACUGAAUCUGCAAGAACGCCUCAUCAAAGAGACUCAUAUUUCCCGUCCAUAAACCCCCAUCACUCCACAUAUUGAUGAUUAACCCUGCUGGAUCCUUCGGCGUCUGGAAACUGAUAUUGGCAACACUCUCACCAUUCACAUACCAGCUACUCAUCUUUGGCAUCCAAUCCACGCGGUAAACAUUCCACAGCGUCCAGUCCCUAUCCCCAGGAUUCGUGCCAUUGACCGUCGCCUGCGGGACAUCGUCUCCGGCUUUAUCCACAGACGGCUGGUUGGUAUACUGUACUCUAUUUCUUGGAUCGCGGGUUAGGAUCUCGAUGUCUGCUUCUUGCACAUCGGACGCCGUGUCGCCUGCUAGAUAUGUGAAUAUUCCUGCGCAAGCACCGGGCGAGCCGGUCACUCGUGCCAUGAAGCGCGCGGACAUGUAGUGGAAGUCUUGCUCGACGGAGUCGAUUUCGGCGACAGAUUGGAAGGUUUCGUGGCGGGCGGUGCGCAGAGUGAGGUAGGAUGUGUAGUCGGGGGAACUGUCGUUGCUUUGUUCUAGUUCUUGUCAGUAGAUAUUUAGAGCUCUGACGCCGAGGACCGUACGAAUGUAGACAUUAUUUGGGGUAUUGACCAUGAAGACUGAAGCUCCAGAUGAUGCUAACGUAUCGCUAUUAUUCCAAUUCUGCACCGUCCACUCAUUUUUCCACUCAUCCUCAAGGAAGAACGGCGAUGUUGCCAAGGCGUUGGUCGCAUUCGUCGCAUUGGUUGUGAACGGAGGUGGAUUCGACGCUCCAGCUACAUUUCUGUAGUCGUGGAAUUGAUGGUUCAGGAAAUAGCCUUGCGAGGAGCCGUUCGUUCGGAAGCAUGAGCAUUCAUCUCCGUUGUCUGUUGCUGCAAUGGUGAGGCUGGUGAGGGAGAAGAGGAAGAUGCUAGAUAAUAACGAGCCUGGUAAUAAUGCCAUGGCAAAAUGCGUGUGGCAAAUGUAGUAGAUAAGAUGUGUAGAUAGAGAGGGCAAUUGAAGUUCACGAUAAAGGAAUAAAGAUGAGCAAUCGACAGGAACGUGUAACUGAGAAAGGACUGAAUCGGAGCAAAGAACGAGUGAAUAACGAGAGAGCCACAAACAUAAGAAGGGACGAGAAACAAAAGUGGAAACAAGGAGAAGCAGACGAUAUUUCGAGCCACACCCAACGAGGCUCUUAUUGUAUUGGCUUCAGCCUUCGCGUUGCUUCAUGAGGCACUAGCUGCGACGCGGAACCGCCUCUAUUAGACCUGCAAGACGGUCUGGGCGCAGCAUAUGCAUCAAGAUGUGAUGGUGUAUUUUCAGCUGAGGAAGGAAGUGAGGAUGAAGAAAUGGUACACUGAUACUAUUGUCUUGGAUGUUUUGGAGGGUUAAAGGAACGAAUGGGUCAUGGUUCAAGAUGAAGAGAUGCAGGGCAGAAGGCGGUCAAGUUGUCUUGACCAAACUAUUCUUAGCGUUCUGCCG